Molecule: messenger RNA, 1089 nt
Organism: Thyridium curvatum
Lineage: Eukaryota; Fungi; Ascomycota; Sordariomycetes; Thyridiales; Thyridiaceae
Exons: 4
Coding region: 1-1089 (362 amino acids)
Biological process (GO): L-threonine biosynthetic process
Molecular function (GO): NADP binding; aspartate-semialdehyde dehydrogenase (NADP+) activity; protein dimerization activity
Source: RefSeq, a predicted model, not a curated record
AUGGCUGCCAAGCUACCGAACAAGAAGUGCGGUGUCCUGGGUGCGACUGGCUCUGUCGGCCAGCGCUUCAUCCUCCUGCUGCAGAACCACCCUUCCUUCACUCUGCAGGCCGUCGGCGCCUCCCCGCGCUCCGUCGGCAAGAAGUACCGUGAUGCCGUGAGGUGGAAGCAGUCCUCGCCCAUGGGCGCCGUCGGCGACCUCGUCGUCCGCGAGUGCAAGGCCAGCGAGUUCGGCGACUGCGACAUCGUCUUCAGCGGUCUCGACUCGGACGUCGCGCAAGAUACCGAGAUGGAGUUCCUCAAGGCCAACCUCGCCGUCUUCUCCAACGCGAAGAACUACCGCCGCGACCCUCUCGUGCCCCUCGUCGUCCCGACCGUCAACCUCCCUCACCUCGCCCUCAUCCCCCACCAGCGCAAGCAGCACGGCCUCGAGAAGGGCUUCCUCGUCUGCAACAGCAACUGCGCCGUCAUCGGCCUCGUCAUCCCCUUCGCCGCCCUCAAGGCCGCCUUUGGCGACAUCGAGUCCGUCUCCGUCGUCACCAUGCAGGCCGUCUCAGGCGCCGGCUACCCGGGCGUCAGCUCCAUGGACAUGAUCGACAACGUCGUGCCGUACAUCCCCAGCGAGGAGGACAAGCUCGAGACCGAGGCGCAGAAGAUCCUCGGCGGCGUCAACGCCGACGCCACGGCCUUUGAGGAGCUCAAGAGCAUGCGCGUCUCGGCCUCGUGCAACCGCGUCCCCGUCCUCGACGGCCACACCGCCUGCGUCAGCCUGCGCUUCGCCAAGCGCCCGCCCCCCUCGGCCGAGCAGGUCAAGGAGGCCAUGCGCAACUACACCUCCGAGGCGCAGACCCUGGGCUGCCCCUCGGCCCCACAGCCGUCCAUCCAGGUCUUUGACGAGCCCGACAGGCCGCAGCCCCGUCUCGACCGCGAGCUGUCGAGGGGUUAUACCGUCAGCGUGGGCAGGGUGCGCGAGGACGAGAGCGGCAUCUUUGAUCUCAAGUUUGUCGCGCUGAGCCACAACACUGUCAUUGGAGCUGCGGGAUCCUCAAUACUGAAUGCCGAAGCUGCGGUGCUCAAGGGUUACGUGUAG